Wallemia mellicola CBS 633.66 is the source of this 2548-nucleotide messenger RNA. RefSeq lists its product as hypothetical. Bases 321 to 2492 code for a protein of 723 amino acids. The transcript has 5 exons. Lineage: Eukaryota; Fungi; Basidiomycota; Wallemiomycetes; Wallemiales; Wallemiaceae. The record is from RefSeq and is a predicted model, not a curated record.
CAAUAGCCUAGGACUAACCAGGUAUCCAGCCGAGUAGUGUGAGUAUGAAAGUUAUCAGGAAAUCCUUGCCGAAGCCCAAAUCUGACGAGGGCACCAAACGGAGGGAAUAUAAGAGCGACGAACCAGCUAAUGUAAUGUCAAUAUCGUUCUAUAUAUUAGUUGGCGUCUGCGAGCAACGCCCCUAUAAUAGAUAAGCGAAGAACUCACGUAAGGAAAGUAUACCAAUGCCAUCGUUUGAGAUCCAAGGGACCUUUGUAUCUUUUUGUUUUCGCUGGCAUGAUGACUGUUUUGGUUGAACGAAUCGUUGAUUUUAAACGUCGAUGUCGUUCAAUCGAUUGGCACUGGCAGCAGCCUUAUUAGAAUAUGACGGUAGCAAUAAAGCUAAAGAUUCUGCUUUGUUCGCACCCGCGCCUUUAACCGCUGAGGAUGGUAUCAAUAAAUACGCCAAGUUUGACAGCGAAAUCGGCGAACUGAGCGAUAGAGUUAAGCGUACAAGCCUAUCUUCAGAUAAUUCUAUUCCAGCUACCAAAAAGAUCGACAUCGCGAAAUCCGUUGAAGCAUAUCGAGCUGGUUUUGAUAUGUCAUACCCUACACAACAAAAAGUGGAAGACCGGCCAGAUAUCCCUAAAGAUGAUAUAAACCUCGAUAGUUGGGGCCUAGAUGGCUUUUUGGUUAAAAGUUCGAGUGCUGAUCUGCCACCACCUCCACCUCUACGUCCAACGCCAGGUGAAGCUCGUGCAUCUAAGAAUAGAACACUCUCAGAUGCCGCAAAACUUUCUGAUAUUACCGCCGUAGCCUAUCACACAUCCCCUCAACGGGAACAGACCCGUGAUGAUAGUUCUCUCGCUAACGACUCCCUCUUCCGAGACACUUCUGCCGUCGAUCUAGCGAAGGAAGCACAAAACAGUACAGACUCAGCCAAGCCUACUAGAGGACGGGCCCAGUCUUCACUUGGAUUCUACAGAGAGGCCAACUCUGAUUUCACUUUACCACCAUUUGAUUUCACCUCAAAAUUUGAUCCGAAAAACGCUCAUCAUGCUAAACCAGAGGAGAGUCAGCCUACGGAUGUCAAUAACAACGAUAUACCACCUCAUUUGCGGCCAUCAGAACCCAAGCAUGAGGAAGUCAAGACAGUCUCAAGAAGUACGCUUCUGCGUCCAAAGACACUCGUUAUGCCUGUACCAUUGCAAGGUUCGAUAGAUGAUAUCAACGUCCAUAGAGAUGAUCAAGAUCUCCAUCAUCUGCCAACCGAACUUGGCCUACCAUUACCACUUGCAUUGAAACGAGCUAGAGCACACAAAAGACACACCGCAUUGGCUAUGAAUAGGGCAUCACUUGCCGUACCACUCAACGGCAAAUCAGAUCAGGGUGUGUCUUUCACAAAUCGCAAUUCACGAGCGAGCGUGUUUGCUCCAACAGCUGCCUCAUCACAUGCCCAAGGACCAUAUGUUGGAUCAAGUGCUGGUCUACCAAUUGCUCAAACUGAAGGUGAACAAGCUCAACUCUAUGACGAGAAGCUAGAAGAUGAAUACGAUAAAUAUAUAGUAAGAGCAAGGAAAAUGCGCGAAAUGGAAAUGUCAGAGAUGCAACCUGGUACAAUCUUUGGUUCAAGCUUGAUGGAUGAUAUUGAUGCACGUAAGCAAGCUCAAAAGGAUAAGAGAAGAGUUUUCAGGGGCGAUGAACAUCUACAAAUGAUGACACCUGAUGGUAGAUCAAGCAUAACUAAUGCAACCACGCGUAUGCAAUCUGUAUUUGGUGUUGAUGAGCAUUGGCAGCGCGAAUUAGCUAAAGCUGAAGCAAUUGAAGCUGCAGAGAGAGCCGAUGCAGAAAGAAAUCAACGCAUUGAAGCUGAGAGGCAAGAAAGAAAGCACAUGAAGAAGAAUAAAAAGAAAUCCAUCAUGGGUUUGAAGAGCACUGGCUCUAAACAAAGUGUUGAACAAAAUUCUUCUCUCAACUUACCUGCGACAAACAAAGAAAAUGCAGCCCAUUCCAAAAAUGGCAUUGAAGACGCAGAAAUUACAUUGCCUUCUCAAGCAGUCGCAUCUCCUGUACCAAAUGAAACAUUAGUCGGUGGACGCAGCUGGUACGAUGAAUCUGUUGAUUCAGGUUCUACAGGAUUACCUUCUGCUCGUCAAUCGCAUGAGUUUGAUCCUAAACAGUUCGCUAGACCGAAGAGGAACAACGAAUGGAGACACGCUCCUAGAAAAUCAAUAGUACCCUCAUCUUCUCGAGCCCCAGAUGGUUCACUUCCUCCAGUUGAAUUGCUGCAGCCAUCUCAUUCUAGCAUAAACGACAGCGAAGACGAUUACGAAGAUGGUAGACCAAUUUCAGCUAUAAUACGCUCCAGAUCACAAGACGCUGAAUUACAUGCACAAUUAGAAGCCGAAGAUGACGAUAGUGAAGAUGAGAGACCGUUAUCUUCAUUUAGCUUCCAGGAGAUGCUGAGACGAAUGCACAAGAGGAAGAUGACGAUGACAUACCUCUUGGGUUGAAGCAUCUACAAGCAGGCACCUAUAAGCAACCUUUAGAUGGUGAUAACGAUGACGAU